AAACACACGAGCUAAUAGUCUAACAGGCUGCUAACAGGCUUAAAGGCUCGAACAGGCUAACAGACUACAGACAGGCUGCUAACACUACAGACAGGCUGCUAACAGGCUAACAGGCUAACAAUCUUAGUGUAAAUAAACAGCCAGCAAGAUGGAGGUCUACAGGAAACAUUACAGCGACAUUCAUCAGACUGAGUUAAACCUGUAUGAAAAGUGAAGGGAGUAUGGAACAGAGAUUCUAGAAUUCUGCUACGGUGAACCGAGUAUGGAGGAUGAUGAACUUCCGUCAGAGGAUGGGAUGGGUGGGCGUGGCUCUCUACCUGGUGCUCAGCGUCAUGGCGGUGUACUACAUCUUUGAGGUGCACACGCUCAGUUUGGAGCGCGUGCAGAGAGGUGGGGUCAGCCCGUCAGCUCCACCCCCUUCCAUCACCUGGUCUCAUCUGCCAUCGCUUCCUGUCUGGAUGUGGGCGUCGGUCUUCCUGCUGCCAUACCUGCAGCUCUUCCUCUUCCUGUUCUCAUGCACGAGAGCUGACCCCCGAGCUGUUGGUUACUGCGUACUUCCUGUCUGCAUCACCCUGCUUUGCAGCCGCCGCCCCACUGCCCAGACACUGACUAAUCACAGGGCAGGGUCAGUGAUUGACACAUAGAGAGGACCAAUCGCAGAGGCUGCAGCUGCUCCGAACUUUUUGUGUUGAUGUUUGUGAUGUCACUUCCUGUGUGCCUUUUUAAAAAAGUCUUCAUGUGUCCUGAGGUGUUCCAGGUGUUUCAGGUUUUGGAUCUUUUAGCUGGAGGUUGUAGCUCAGAAAAUUGAGAAUCCUCCGGCUCGUCGUCUUCUUCAUCACUAU
Messenger RNA from Xiphias gladius (swordfish), 842 nucleotides. RefSeq names its product transmembrane protein 251 (gene lyset). The coding region runs from base 270 to 644 and encodes 124 amino acids. Lineage: Eukaryota; Metazoa; Chordata; Actinopteri; Istiophoriformes; Xiphiidae. The transcript has 3 exons. The record is from RefSeq and is a predicted model, not a curated record.